Molecule: messenger RNA, 175 nt
Organism: Scutellospora calospora
Lineage: Eukaryota; Fungi; Glomeromycota; Glomeromycetes; Diversisporales; Gigasporaceae
Source: the annotation of a GenBank genome assembly
UCAAGAUGAAGAUAUUAAAGAUAGUCAAAACUUUAGUAAAAUCAAUAAAAUUAGUAAUGAGAAUAGUAAUAUUAAAAGUAAAAAAAGAAAAAAAUAUAAAUCAGCACAAAGAUCAGUUAAUAGUUCUGAAGAUUCUAAUAAUAAAAGUUUAAGUGAAGAUAAAGAAAAGUUUUGA